Molecule: messenger RNA, 678 nt
Organism: Chenopodium quinoa (quinoa)
Lineage: Eukaryota; Viridiplantae; Streptophyta; Magnoliopsida; Caryophyllales; Amaranthaceae
Exons: 2
Coding region: 48-395 (115 amino acids)
Source: RefSeq, a predicted model, not a curated record
UCCGAUCUGCGUCGUCGAAGGAGUACGUCGUCCAAUGGCCGGCAAGCAUGAUUGGCACGUGGGAGCAGUUUCCGAUGGUUGCCCGCAUAUGGAUUGAGCAGCUGCAGCGGCCGCCAACUGGGGUGGCUGCCAUGUGUGACCAGCACUACAUGGAGUGGUACAACCGGCACUCGCACCCGAGGUUGAUCAGAGACGUCCACCACGGCGACGACGUCGAUGAUGAUGAUGUGCCACCGCCCACUGCCGUGGAUGCGUGGAUGGGAAAGAUGACGCAGUUGGGACACAGACUUUUUGAGGAGAGGGACAACAUGACGACUGCAACAGGCAGAGCUGUUAUUGAUGAACUGGAACGGGCCCUUGAGCAGUGGCAGUGGGCGUCACAGAGAGAUUAUUGAUAUGUCGGCAGUGCAUUUAUAUAACAUUUUCCUAGUUGUUUGUAAAAGUUAACAUUAUCUAUUCUUAUAAUUAUUAUUUUAAGUUCUUAGAAUUUGACAUUAUAUUUUUAGUUUUUAUAAUUUUUAUUUUAAGUUGUAAUUAGUGGGCAUACGAAAAUUAAAUACAAGUUCACAUAUAAAUGGGAAAACUAAAUACGAAAAUUAGAAUCCGAAAAUUAAAUAAAUGGGAAAAACAUAGCAAUAACAAUAGAAGGUCACAUAGAAAAGGCAACUAGAUUGUUCC